Meyerozyma guilliermondii ATCC 6260 is the source of this 1185-nucleotide messenger RNA. RefSeq lists its product as uncharacterized. The coding region runs from base 1 to 1185 and encodes 394 amino acids. The transcript has a single exon. Gene Ontology annotation, cellular component: cytosol. Gene Ontology annotation, biological process: cellular response to L-arginine; regulation of intracellular signal transduction. Lineage: Eukaryota; Fungi; Ascomycota; Pichiomycetes; Serinales; Debaryomycetaceae. The record is from RefSeq and is a predicted model, not a curated record.
AUGAACAGCCAGGCUCAGCUCAACCCGACCAAGCUCUCUAUUCUUUCGGUUCCGCGGACUAGAUACUGGAUCUUUGUAAGCUCUAUACUAUGUCUUCUCUACCAAGAAUCUGCAAAGGGAGACGAAGGUGACUCACUGUGCGAAUCAGAUGAAGAUUCUGAUAAUCCUAUGGGCUUUGGGGGCAACCUGAGAGAGGGCACACCUGUAGACAAUUUGUCUAGGCAGGGGAAAAACUCGAAUGAAAGUGACUCUGAUUCUGAAAGUUCACUUGAAAUACAAGAUAAUGACUACGACGACCAAGACAACUAUUUCUUCCAUAUAGCAUUCACGCCCGAAGAGUGUACUAUAAUAUGCUCCAAAUCAAAGGCUGACAAGCUUUUCCGAAAACCCUUACAACUUUGCCAACAAUUAGGCUACAAUGACGUGCAAUUGAUCCAUGAAACCUAUAUAAAUCUUCAAAUGGACAGCGAUGGAUCUGACAAAAGUCUGCAAAUUAUCAAGCUCACGCAGCCAUUAUCGGAGAACGGCAUCUCUCUAUUUUUCAUAUCGAGUCAUUUUGGCGAUAUUGUGUUAAUUCCCCAUCGAUAUAAGGAAAAAGUAUUGGAUAUUUUGACAGAAAAAAGGUACCAGUUUUCAGACCUGUCGAACAGCUUCAUCAUUUCAAACGUGGGAACCAGCCAGGUUAAAGAGCUGGCUAGCCUUGAGUGGCUCAAGGAAAACCAUACAAGGCCCCUAAUUAAUACCAACAUCAAGUUACUUCUCACCGGUUCCCGUUCUGGCGAAGUGACAAACACAAUAGUCAAAAGUGCUACAAUUAUAGCCACCGACAAAGUACCUCCGUACUUCUCCAUCACAAGAACGUCAAUCAACGAAGUGUCGUUAAUUCUUCCCAAAUCUCCUAAAAAAAGAGCGGCUCUAGGUUUCAGCUCAAGAGAUACCAUCGGCUCGGAGCAAGAUGUCAUAAUUCCAAUUAUCGUAGACUUGUCGCUGCUCCCAUUCGACUCGCCCGGUAUAGUGGCUGGACUUGCUAGCAAGAUAAUGUUGGGUGUGGAAAAGCUUCCGCAUGCGGUUAGCUAUCCAUUUGAAAUGAACUACUUGUCUAUGGCAAGAGCCGGAAUAAUAAUGAUACCCCAAGAGAACGUUAUGUUUGUGUCCAAGGUACUCAAUGACGACAUAGACGAGUGA